Messenger RNA from Eurytemora carolleeae, 1207 nucleotides. Its product is annotated as calmodulin. Lineage: Eukaryota; Metazoa; Arthropoda; Copepoda; Calanoida; Temoridae. Bases 133 to 615 code for a protein of 160 amino acids. The transcript has 10 exons. Gene Ontology annotation, cellular component: cytoplasm. The record is from RefSeq and is a predicted model, not a curated record. Gene Ontology annotation, molecular function: enzyme regulator activity; calcium ion binding.
AGGAGAUACAAGAUACGGUGACUGCGCUUCAUUGUUGUAAAGUUGACCGUGCAACAGCCAGUUGGGUCAACACAGUGCACCUGUUCAUCUCGGCUAGUCAGGACACAGAAAUCUAUUGAAGAGAAGCAGAAAAUGACAGUUCCAGCAGAUUUAGUUGUUCAGUUUCAGGAUGCAUUUGCGCAUUUUGACCGAUUAAAUUGUGGCAUUAUACCUACUAAGCUUCUAGGACAAGUUCUUCGCUUUGUAGGAGAAAACCCUAGUGAGGCCGAAAUUCAGGAUAUGAUGAACGAAGUAGAUGCCUCAUCAACGGGCAGUUUUAGGUUCCCCAGCUUCCUGGUAAUGAUGGCGAGGAAGUACGAUGAUAACAGUGCUGAGGACGAAAUCAGGGAGGCAUUCAAGGUCUUUGACUCGGAUGUAUAUUUGCUUUUCACACGCAUAAAACAAGAAUGGCCUGGAGGUCACAAAGUUGCACCAGAUGGUAAUGGAUUUAUAAACAGGCAAGAACUACGCUAUGUCAUGAUGAACCUGGGCGAAAAUAUGGAAGAAGAGGACAAAACUGUGGUAGCCGGACGUUUCACCUUCUUGGCAAAUGGAGAUCGAAUGUUUGAUCGAUGAGAUUGAUAUCGAUGGUGACGGACAAAUCAAUUACGAAGAAUUCUAUCUAAUGAUGACUUCUACAAAAUAAUUGUGAAAAAAGAAAAAAUUCUGGCCAAUGGAACUUAAAAAUAAAAAAAAUAAAACUUCUUUACAGCGAUCAUAUAUUUGAGCGAUUUCGAGCAACCAUGAGUGCCAGCUUCGGCACUUUCCAUCAAAUAAGUAAAACUUUUAAAGCGAUAAAAAUAUUCAGAUUACGAAAUAACGAACAACUUUUAGUUACCAGUAGGCCAAACUCCCCACUGCGACCUAAAAGUUUGAAAGCUUUAUUCAAAAUCAAGAAAAUACUGUAUGAAAGAUCGUCUUACAAUCUUUUUUCGUCAAAUUUGGGAGUUCAUGUCUUAAUAAUGAUUAUUGCUAAUGAUAUAGUUUUAUGAAAUUUAAUUGUUUUAUUUUAAUUUUGUUUAGCAUUUAACCUUUUUCUUGUUUUUCGAUCUUUAGUUAUAUUAUUUAAAUUGGAAAUAUAAUUGACAAUUUACCAUCUUUGCUCCCUUAAGACCGCCUUGUUCCCCUUGUCCUCUUUUCCGGUUCAAAUAAAAAAAUGUUAUGCUUA